GCCUGUUCCGCGUGGAGCCCGGGUUUCGGAUCCCGGACACAAGAGGCGGAAGGAUGUCUCGACUGUACUGACUAGGUGCGGGUCUGAGGUUCGAUGUGAGCGCGGCUGCGGUGGGGGUUUCCCGCCCGUCUCCGCCUUUAGCACACGUCUCCUGGCCGGGUUGAACCCGCAGGGUCCUAUGGCGACGGCCGGGCUAACGUACCUGGCUCAGGGCCACAGGACAUUUGAGGACGUGGCUGUGUACUUCUCUCAGGAGGAGUGGGGGCUCCUGGGCGAGGUUCAGAGACACCUGUACCAUGAUGUGAUGCUGGAGAAUUUGGCCCUUAUAGCCUUGCUGGGUUUCUGUGGCUGAAGAAAUGCUCAUGAGGCCAACACAGGACAGUGUGACAUUUGAAGACGUGGCCAUGUACUUCUCUUGGGAGGAAUGGGGUCUCCUCGAUGAGGCUCAGAGAUGGCUAUUCCACAAUGUGAUGCUGGAGAACUUUGCACUUGUGACCUCCCUGGGUUGUUGGCAUGGAGCAGGGGAUGGGGAGGCACCUUCUGAGCAGAGCGCUUUUGUAGGAGCGUCGCAGGUUAGGACUCACCAGGCAAGCCCAGAUCCCCAGAAGGCACACCCCUGUGAGAUAUGCGGUCUGGUCCUGAAAGACAUUUUGGGUGUGGCUCUGCAUCAGAGAACACAUCCCCAGCUGAGACCUGGCACAUGUGGGAGACGGACCAGUUUCAUUGCAAACCUUCACCAGCACGGGAAGCAGCACAGUGUAGAGAAACCCCUGAAAAGGGCUUCACUUGUGAAGAGCUGCAGGUUCCAUGUGCCAGGGGAGUCCUUCACCUGUGGGGAGGUCGACAAGGACUUCCUCACUGGUUCAGGCGAGCACCAGCACCAGGCCAGUCGUGAUGGACAGAAAGCUCACAGUAGCACCAUGUGUGGGGAAGCUGUUCACAGUGGGAAAAGCCAUCACAAUUGGUGUGAAGGCAAGAAAGCCUUCAGCCACAAAUACUCUCUUGCUCAACACCAGAGUGUCCAUGCCCAAGAAAAGCCUUACAAAUGCAGUGAAUGUGGGAAAUCCUUCACCCGAAGGUUUAACCUCUUGCAGCAUCAGAAAGUCCACACUGGAGAAAUGCCCUAUAAAUGUAAUGAAUGUGGAAAAUUCUUCACCAAUAUCUUCGGUUUCAUUCAGCACCAAAGAACUCACACUGGGGAAAAGCCUUACAAGUGCAGCAGAUGUGGAAAAUUCUUUGGCCAAAAGUCUACCCUUACUGUACAUGAGAGAAUUCACACUGGAGAAAAGCCUUAUGGGUGCAGUGAAUGUGGGAAAUUCUUUAGACAUAGCUCCAGCCUCAUUAAACAUCAGAGAGUUCACACUGGAGUGAGGCCUUAUAAGUGUGGUGAAUGUGGAAAAUGUUUUACUGACAACUCCUGCCUCAUUAAACACCGUAGAAUUCACACUGGAGAAAGGCCUUAUGAGUGCAAGGAGUGUGGGAAACUUUUUAGCCAAAGUUUUGGACUCACUCAACACCAGAGAGUUCACACUAGAGAAAGACGUUAUGAGUGCAGGAUAUGUGGGAAAUCCUUAACCCGCAAGUCCUACCUCAUUCAACACAACAGAGUUCACGCUAGAGACAGGGCUCCCGAGUGCAGGGAUCAUGGGGAAUUCUUCAGUGACACCUGGUUUGCUCAACACCAAAAAAUAAACAUCCGAGAACGGCCUCAUGAGUACGACAAAUGCGCAAAAGGUUUCAGCCGAAGGCCUAACCUCAUUCACCACCACACAGGAAGUCUAUACAUGCAGCAAAUGUGGGAAAGUCUUCAGUCAGCGGCCUGCUCUGAUUGAGCACCGGAAUGUUCACAGUGCAGGUGGGUUUUAUGAGUGCACUGAAUGUGAGAAAGCCUUCAGCCAGAGAUGUGACCUCAUUUGACACAAAAAAGUCUACACUGAAGAAAGACCUCAUUGAGUGCAGUGAAUGUGGGAAAGCCUUCAGCCAAAAGUCUCCCCUCAUCAGGCACCGGGAAGUUCACACAGAGCAAAGCCAUGGCCGUGUAGGGAACAAGCUGUUUACCUGUUUGAUAUAAAGACAUUGGAGGAGAGCCUUCAUGAAGGAGACAUCUUCCUGAAGUUGAACUCCUGCAUCUUAAAACACCACAGGGAAGAUUCCCUGUAUAUUCCAGGUAUGUGGGAAGCUUCCAGGAGCCACUCUUCCUAACCUGGGUGGGGCCCUUGCCGAGAUUGUGUCACUGCCAGUUUCUGUGGUGUAAGUCCUCUGAACUCUACUGUCUGAAAUGCCCAGGCUCCCGUGGUAUUUACGGAAGUAGACCUCUGAUUUCUCUGGAGAAAAUGAGCAACUUGAGCCUUUAGGGGGACAUCAUUACCUUCUCUUUAAUUCGUCACAUUCUUGACCCAGUUUUCUCCCAAAAGACCUUAUUUGUGUUCUGUUGGUGACUUGAAGAGGAAAUUUGUCUUCAUGGACAUUGUUUUCAUGACACUUGUGAUGGAUUUUCCAGUCUCCAUGUCACCAACCUGUACACAGGUUUACCUUGCUAUGGUUUGUGCAGUAAAAAAGGCCUUAUUGUUCAAGCCACCUUUUGUCUUGGGGAUUGUAUUCACUAACAGGUGCUUUGAAAACACGCAGGGGUGAACAGCUUGUUGUGGGAGUCCCAAACUUUGGUGCGCCUCAGAAGAGACCAUGUAAUGGCAGAAGACGGCUCUUCAGUUCGGGCCUAGUUCGCACUGUUGCCCGUGGCCUCCAAGGAAAGACUGUAGGCUUUGUACAACUGAUUGGCAGCCUGAAUGCCAAGGUCUUUUUCCAGGCCCAGAAGUCACGCUGACGAGCAGGCACUGGUGACAGUAUCCGGUGCUUCCGGGACUAGUUUCUUUGCUUAUGGCGCAUAUUCUGUGAUGACCGCAUGGUGAAGAGGAGUUGUCUUCCCCAGGUCCUUCAGAGGAGCCACGUGCCCUGAUGUCUAGAGUUUUGUAAAGUAGUGUCACUGAUCUUAAAGCUGUAGGGCCCAGGGAAUACUGUCAUUGGUGCACAGACAUUGCGUUGACAGAGAGAGGUAGAGCCUGCAACGAACAGGUGGACCGUGCCUCUUCUAAAAGUGUACCCAUAGCUACUGCAGUGACUGUGGCUUGGCUGUGUUGGGUGGGCACAUACCUUCGGGCCUGUGUGUCUUGAGUAGCUGAGGUCAUUUGCAUAGAAAAUAAAGGUUUUGUGGAUUCUUGUGGCUUUCUGGGCUGUUGACCUUAGAAGACUUACUACACAUGCAGGAGAACAAGCAUAGGGACGGGAGAUCUCACAGUCCAGUGGUACGGCCUCUGUGACUAAGGCGGAAACAUCCUUCAUUGCUCAACAGUAUUUGCUAUUCCUGAGGUAAGGCAUUCCUCCUAAAGCCUUACCAGAGAAUGAUGGAUGGGGUGCCUGGGUGGCUCAGUCAGUUAAGCAUCUGACACUUGAUUUCAGCUCAGGUUAUGAUCUCACAGUUCAUGAGUUUGAGCACCAUGUCGGGCUCUGCUGUAACAGAGCAAAGCCUGCUUGGGAUUCUCUCUUUCUCUCUCUCUCUGCCCUUCCCCCAUGGUUGCUCGCUCUCUCAAAUAUAACAUUUAAAAAAAAAAAAAAAGAGGAGGUGAUGGAGAUAGUAGAGGGUUGACAAACCUGAUUUUUUAUGAAGAGGGGGAGAUCCAUACUUUAUUUUGAAUGAUUGCUUAACCAUUAAGUUAUUGCACAUGAAGUAAAUUGCACGUAUUUAAUGUGUAUAAAUUGGUAUUUUGUAUAAAUAAGUUUUUGACGGGGCGCCGGAGUGGCUCAGUCGGUUAAGCCUCCGGCUUCCGCUCAGGUCACGAUCUCAUGGUUCAUGAGUUCAAGCUCUGCGUCAGGCUCUGUGCUGACAGCUCAGAGCCUGGAGCCUGCUUCAAAUUCUGUGUCUCCCUCACUCUCUGCGCCUCCCCUGCUCAUGCUCUGUCUCUCUUUCUCUCUCCAGAAUAAAUAAACAUUUAAAAAAAUAAUAAAUGAAAAAUAAAUAAAUAAGUUUUUGACAAGUAUAAGCCAUGAAAUCAUCGUAAUUGUGAUAAUAAACAUAAGUCCCACACAUAUUUAACUCCUGCUUGUUAUUAAUCUCUUUCCCUGCCCUCUCUGGCUCUCUGGGCAAACCUGAAUUUACUUUCCUUUACAAUAGACUAUAUUUUCUAGAAUUCUAGAUGAUUGGGAUUUUUCUGGUUUCAUAUAUGCUGCAUAAUUAGAGAUUCAAAAAAAUAGUUUGUUCUUUCACUGCUGAGUAGUAUUCUCUGGUGUGAAUCUACUGCUGUCUGACGUUCUGUUCCUCUGUUAAUUGACAUCUGGGUUUCCAGGUUUGGGCUGUUACAAAUAAAGCUGCUAUGAAAAUUCACGUAUAAAUCUUUAUACAGAUACAUGUUUCAUUUCUCUUGUGUUAGUUCCUCUGAGUGCAAUGCUUGAAGCAUAGGGUAGGUAAAUGUUUAACUUUUUAAGAAAUUGCCAAACUGAUGUGAAAUGGUUAUUUCUUUUCAUAUUUCCUACCAUCAGUGUAUGAGAGUUUCACUACCUUCCUGGUUCCUGUGAGGCAUGGAAAUUUCCACUUAAUCUUUCCCUCCCUAGGGUUCAUUUGCAAGAAUGUAAAACCACUCAGAUCCAGGCUUGAAUCGGCUCCUCAGCAACAGUACCACUACACAUGCUGCCUAUAAUCUGGUCCCUUUGGUUUGGUGGUGUCCUAUGUGACAAGCAUAGCAGGAGGUGACAGAAUGUUUGCCAGCUUUCCUACGCUAUCUAUGUGAGGAGUAAUCUUUCUCAAUGCAUUUGGCCUUGUGGUUUCCUUACUAGACAAGGCUAUGGCAGAUUGGCAAGCAAAACCUAGCAGCUGCUACUGCAGAAAGAUUACUUGACUGUUGGACACCCCCCUUUUCAUUACCUGACUUCCUGGUUUCUUCAUAUCUAGUGAAGAAGGCAUUGUUCGGCCUUACCUUUCAAAAUGACUUGUAACCAAAACCAUUGUAAAAGGGGCUACCUAUAACACUGGAAAAAAC
Acinonyx jubatus (cheetah) is the source of this 5030-nucleotide messenger RNA. Its product is annotated as zinc finger protein 211-like. Gene Ontology annotation, molecular function: DNA-binding transcription activator activity, RNA polymerase II-specific; RNA polymerase II cis-regulatory region sequence-specific DNA binding. NCBI's taxonomy places the organism in Eukaryota, Metazoa, Chordata, Mammalia, Carnivora, Felidae. Gene Ontology annotation, cellular component: nucleus. The record is from RefSeq and is a predicted model, not a curated record. The transcript has 5 exons. Gene Ontology annotation, biological process: regulation of cytokine production; regulation of immune system process; negative regulation of transcription by RNA polymerase II. Bases 357 to 1832 code for a protein of 491 amino acids.